AUGGCGUUUUGUUUAAAAGGAAUUCUGCUACUGCAUGUUCUUGUAGUAACCUUACAGCCUCUAACAGGAGGGCCAGUGAAACGAUCAUGGAGCAACCAGGCAGAUACUGUUCACAAAGCACGGGACAUCCUCGAAUCAAGUCAAGUCAACUUUUUAAAACGUCCUGAACAGACAAAAAGAAACCCUAGUUCGACUUUCAAAUUUGUGAAUCAAUCCGAGCUCGCCAAAGUGAUAGAUUAUCUGAAGAAGAAAUAUCCUGAUGUAGAUUGGUCGUUGGUGACACCUUUACCGACACAGAGUAUUUCAGGUAAGAGAGAAUUUGAAAAUAAAAACUCUCUAGAACAGACAAAAAACUCCUCGUUCACCUUUCUCAAUCAAUCUGAAAUCGCCAAAGGUUUCGAUUAUUUGAAUAAAACAUAUCCUGACGUGGAUUGGUCGUUUGUUACGCCUCUUCCUACAUUAGCAGGUAAAGGAGAAUUGGAACAUGGAAACAGAACAUUCUAUUUCGUCAAUCAAUCUGAAAUCGCCAAAGGUUUCGAUUAUUUGAAUAAAACAUAUCCUGACGUGGAUUGGUCGUUUGUUACGCCUCUUCCUACAUUAGCAGGUAAAGGAGAAUUGGAACAUGGAAACAGAACAUUCUAUUUCGUCAAUCAACCUGAAAUCGCCAAAGGUUUCGAUUAUUUGAAUAAAACAUAUCCUGACGUGGAUUGGUCGUUUGUUACGCCUCUUCCUACAUUAGCAGGUAAAGGAGAAUUGGAACAUGGAAACAGAACAUUCUAUUUCGUCAAUCAAUCUGAAAUCGCCAAAGGUUUCGAUUAUUUGAAUAAAACAUAUCCUGACGUGGAUUGGUCGUUUGUUACGCCUCUUCCUACAUUAGCAGGUAAAAAAGAAUUGGAACAUGGAAACAGAACAUUCUAUUUCGUCAAUCAAUCUGAAAUCGCCAAAGGUUUCGAUUAUUUGAAUAAAACAUAUCCUGACGUGGAUUGGUCGUUUGUUAUGCCUCUUCCUACAUUAGCAGGUAAAGGAGAAUUGGAACAUAGAAACAGAACAUUCUAUUUCGUCAAUCAAUCUGAAAUCGCCAAAGGUUUCGAUUAUUUGAAUAAAACAUAUCCUGACGUGGAUUGGUCGUUUGUUAUGCCUCUUCCUGCAUUAGCAGGUAAAGGAGAAUUGGAACAUGGAAACAGAACAUUCUAUUUCGUCAAUCAAUCUGAAAUCGCCAAAGGUUUCGAUUAUUUACAGAAAAAAUAUCCUAAUGUGAAUUGGACCUUCGUUAUGCCAGCAUCUACAUCCAGUCCAGGCAAAAGAGAAUUGGAACAUGGAAACUCUCUAAGACAGGUAAAGAGAACAUUCUAUUUCCUCAAUCAAUCUGAAAUCGCCAAAGAUUUCGAUUAUCUGAAGAAAAAAUAUCCUGAUGUGGAUUGGUCCUUCGUUAUGCCAGCAUCUACAUCCAGUCCAGGCAGAAGAGAAUUGAAAGGUCAAAUUAUGGAAUCCAAAACGAACAGCAUCACUAACAAAAGAUUACUAGAACAACAAAAGAAAAACUUCCUUGAUUCCGGCUCCAUCCAGCAAAGAAACGACAUCCCAAGAAAACACCAUAAUAGCGAAGGAAGCUCAAAACAAAAGGCAAGGGAAGAUUUCACUUCAAGUUUUGAAUUCCUUGAUCCAGAAGAGGUAAAGAAAGAAUUGGAAUAUCUGCUAGAAAAACAUCCAUAGGUCGAUUGGUCUACGCUGAUCGAUACAACACCGGAAAGAAAUAUUUAAAAGAAUAACACAUUUAAAACAGGAAAAGUAAAAUGAUGUGUACCUGCAUGAGAAAAGAUUAAAAGCACUUUUCUCAACGAAGAUCUUCUUCAGGAAGAUAUUCGUAAGGCUGCUGACUUCUUGACGAAGUCCACUUUUGAUCGAACAGUGUUUUUAAUCUUUCAUUAAGCCGGUAGUUUAGACACAAACCACGGAAGCUUAUUAAUGUAGAAUACUUGAACUGUCUUGCCGUGUAGGAAGUGCCAACAAUAACAAGCUUUCGUUGGUAGGAAUGCAACUACUUGAAAAAUAUACAUAAGGAGAAUUUCGACGUUUCGCGCUUCUUCCAGACGAUGGGCCUUCGCUCGAAACGUCGAAAUUCUCCUAGUAUUUUUCAGGUAGUUGUAUCCCUACAACGAAAACUUGUUAUUAUAGAACACUGCCUACCAUAGAACACAUCUUCUCAAUUCAAAAUCAGAUAAGCAUCGAUACAAUUUACCCAAGAGGGAGUAAUUUUUUUCAGUUGAAAUGCCUUUUGUUUCGCUUUGAGCUUAUUAAUUAAAAAUCUAUUCUUACGCUUGUAAUUCUGUCACAUAUUAUCGUGAAUUUCUUUAUUUUGUCUUUUGUUUAUUCUUGUGCUUACGCUUAUCUUACACGUGUGAACCAAAUUUAACUAAAUCAGCUGCCUAGGAGCUUUACCCUGUACAGAUACAAGGAGCACAAUCUACGGGUUUAAUGUAUUACUAUAAUAUAGUAUUUGACUUUAUUGUCUGAUAAUUUUCUUCAUGUAAAUGGGACAAAACAUUGACGAUGCCACCGAAUUUUGCAAAACAUGUAAAUCACAUUAUAAAUACUUAUUUAUUUAUAUUCGCGAAAUAUGCAUUCACAAUGAAAUAUAUGUCCAGAUGAAAG
This is a messenger RNA of Paramuricea clavata, 2652 nucleotides long. Lineage: Eukaryota; Metazoa; Cnidaria; Anthozoa; Malacalcyonacea; Plexauridae. The record is from the annotation of a GenBank genome assembly.